UCCCGGCGUAAACAACAACACAACGAGUUAACCAUACAUUUAGCUGGCCGCCUUUUCGUCGAAAUUUUUUUCGGAGCCAAAACUCAGUUUUAUCAGUUAUUCGCGAGCACGUAUUUUUUUUGGUACUGUAAACAAACCGUUCGGUGAAUUUUACGGGCCUGUCGUUCCCGGCAACGUAUUGCGUUAUCGAUUGAUAUUAAUCGCGAGCCCUAUAUCACGCGCUCAUACACAUUCGAACAACAACAACAACAACAGAUUACCUAAGAAAUGGCAGCGAUUCCCGAGAUGCAAGUGGUAUCCAGCAGUAAUAUUAACACCAGUCCGACUCUCCAGACAUCGUCCAAACCAAAGACCCCAUUGAAGGACGAGUCAUUCAGAAAGUUGCGCGAGACAUUUGUUAUUCAAGGCAAAAUCGGUGCUGGCACGUUCAGCAAGGUGUAUCUGGCCUAUGCUAGAGGUGAUGUCAAGAAAAAACAAUAUGCCGUCAAGCACAUUAAGCAGACAACGCAUCCUGAGAAGUUACGCUAUGAAAUAUUUUGUUUACUGAAGAUUGGUGGACAAGAUAAUGUUAUGGGAUUAGUAACAUCAUUCCGAAUUGGAAGUUCUGUUUGCCUCAUUAUGCCUUAUAUCAAACAUGAUCACCCAUUGACCUAUCUUUGUUCAAUGGAUGUUAAUGAGUUACGUUUGUACAUAAAAAAUUUACUAAUAGCAUUAAAAAGGAUACAUUCGUUUGAUAUAGUCCAUAGAGAUGUCAAACCUAGCAAUUUUUUGUACAAUCGUUUAAGCUCAACGUUUAUGCUCACUGAUUUUGGACUUGCUCAUCCUAGUAUAAAUCCAACUAGACAUAAGCAAAUUAAUGUUCUGCCAAACAAGUCUGACACAUCUUGUAAACAAAAAAGUACUAGUUGUGAUCUUAAUGUUAAUUAUAAACGAUCAAGUUCAGUAGGAACUAUAUGUUUGAAUUCAGGUCAAAAGCGUAUUCUACAAAACAUAGCUGAUGGCACAAAUUCUGCGUCUAAAGGAUGUAAUUUGAGAAAAAGAACUAAAUUAAUGAUGCCUAAAGUGCCAUUAUCAAAAGAGAAUUCACCCAUAAAAAAACAAAUUGAAGUUCCUAAGAAUAAUAGUUCUUGUAAUUCAAGUGCCAUGAAUAAUUUAUUAAAUGACAAAAAUAGUUUUGCUGUUCCUAAAGUGCCACGUUUAACAUGUGAUUGUGUAGGGAAAUUGAAAGUUUGUAAUAUUUGUAUAAAAAGACCUGAAAUGAAAGCUCCUCGUGCAGGAACGCCAGGAUUUCGGGCUCCUGAAGUGCUCUUAAAAUACAAAUAUCAAAAUACAGCACUUGAUAUUUGGUCUGUUGGAGUCAUUAUGUUGGAAGCCAUGUCUCGUUGUUAUCCAUUUUUCAGUGCAGAAAAUGAUUCUACUUGUUUAGCUGAAAUGAUAACUGUUUUUGGAGAUAGGGCUAUUAAAAAUGUAGCUAAAAUGUUAGGUCGUAAUGUCAUUUGUGAAGUUCAAAAACCCCCUCAAGACCUUCGUGCAAUUUGUCGACUUUUAUGCCAUCGAUCAAGUGUAAAAGCUUCAAAUCCAACUGCUGUUUCUUCAAGUAAUGGUUUGGAAAUUUGUCAUACUUGUAUGAAACCAAUUCAAUUAUCUGGGUGUGAAGUAUUUUCAGAAAGUUGUAGUUGUUAUUUAAAUGCUAUUGAUGAUUUUCCUUAUCCUGCAUAUGAUCUCUUGAAAAAACUGUUGUGUUUGAAUCCAGUAACUCGAAUAACUGCAGAUGUUGCGUUAAAACAUUCUUUUUUUAAAAUGGAUGAAAAAAAAAAUUAAAUAUCUAUACAGUUUAGGUUUAAAAUUUAUCCUGUUAUUUAUAAUUAAUUUUAUUGUUUUUUAAUUUAAUUUUUGAAUUUAAGUUUACUCAAAUGGUGGUCAAUUUCUUAUGGCAUUUUUGCUAAAACCACAAUUAUUAAACUACAUUUUUAUUCAAUCCCAUAUGUUUAAAACAAUAUUAAUUUGUUUAAACAAUACUGUGAAAAAAUCUAUUCCAAUUACCAGGGGUGGAUUGAUGAUAUUUUUCAUUACCUUGUUUAAUAAAAAAUUGCAAUUUUACACAAAAUAAAAGUUAAUAAUAUCAAUGAAGUGGCCUAUACAAAGAAGAUCUCAUUCAAUUUAUAUUUCAAUCUGCCUCUGCCAACUACUUACAAUUGAUAAAUUUGAAGUAGAAAUAGGUAUUGUUUUUCAUUUGUAAAUAUUUUUCAUUGUUCUAAAAUUAAUUUUAAUAAUUGAAUUUAAUCAGUUUUAUGA
Sipha flava (yellow sugarcane aphid) is the source of this 2295-nucleotide messenger RNA. Its product is annotated as cell division cycle 7-related protein kinase-like. The record is from RefSeq and is a predicted model, not a curated record. Gene Ontology annotation, molecular function: ATP binding; protein serine/threonine kinase activity. The transcript has 9 exons. The coding region runs from base 268 to 1821 and encodes 517 amino acids. Gene Ontology annotation, biological process: mitotic DNA damage checkpoint signaling; protein phosphorylation. NCBI's taxonomy places the organism in Eukaryota, Metazoa, Arthropoda, Insecta, Hemiptera, Aphididae. Gene Ontology annotation, cellular component: nucleus.